Salpingoeca rosetta is the source of this 1973-nucleotide messenger RNA. RefSeq lists its product as uncharacterized. Bases 340 to 1758 code for a protein of 472 amino acids. Lineage: Eukaryota; Choanoflagellata; Craspedida; Salpingoecidae. The record is from RefSeq and is a predicted model, not a curated record. The transcript is spliced from 6 exons.
UGUGCAUGUCUGCCCUGUAUGUCUCUAAGCUGCGCUGAACGUGCGCUCAUCAUGCUGGUUGCUGUGGUGCUGCAUUCAACACUGCAGGCGGCAGUGUGUGGAACAUACGCGGCUUGUGGUGGUUCGUUGGUGGCGGGGUCGGCCGCUUCCUCCCUGCGUCUACCCUGCGACACCUUUGCCCGCUUGUAGAAAGAGGAAGGGGCAAUGGUGCGUGUGCCGUGCCUUGCCUCCUUCCCACGCCCCUCUGCUCCACGCUCGUGUUCCUCGUCUUCCCAUUCUCGCCACACCAUCAUCCUCGUCAUCGCUCCUGGUCCGAGAAAAUAACGGGCAACAACCAAGAUGCAACGCUUGCUGCUGAUGAUGAUGUGGAUGGUGGUGCUGGUGGUGGCGAUGUGUGGUGGAUGGAGCGAAGGAAAGUACCCAAGCUGCAUGGGGAGAGGGUACUUCUACAACGACGACAUCUGCGUGUGCCACCCAGGGUACCACUCAAUUGGGCUGUGGUCGGACGUAUAUUCGAUGGGCAACAGCGGCGUGUCCCGGCACGGGUAUGCGCGCUCGUGCUGCCGUCACUGCUACUGCACACCACCCGGCUGGCCGGAGCUGAUGAGCACCGCGCACGUGGGCAAGCGCAACCACCACGCAGACGUGCGACCGCUCGCCAUCAGGGACGACAGAGAGGCUGUGCUGCAGGACAUGCACGUGCGACGCGCCGUUGCCGACGACGCCACCAGCAGCAACAGCAGAAGCCACAACAACAACGUUGAUCUGAACAUUGCCGUGUCACUGGGCGCCUUUGAUGAGCUUCAGCCUCGCUUCCCAAGCUGCGUUGUGCCGGGGUAUGACGCGGAGGCGCAGGUCACGGAAGAAGAGGGUGUGGCGCUGGCGCGGUCGUUUGUGGACGGGUGUGCAUCAAAGUGGGAGUGGGCGCGGCAGUUUCACAACCCCAUCAACCACCGCGCGGUUGUGCUUGCUGCAUGGGUGACUUUCCGACCAGACGGGCAGCGUAACCAUACCAUCAGCUGCCAUGACAUCGGCUACAUAGCCCAGUGGUACGAGAGCGUGAUGACGAUGGGCUUGCCGGCCAUCCUCUUCCACGAUUGCGCGUCUCCACGCCUUGUGGAUGCUCUCACGAACCAUCUCGUUAGGUUUGAGAAGGUGCAGCUUGACCCGAGCUCCGACAUCCACUUCAAGCAGUCGCCCAACGACGUGCGCUUUGUGCUCUUCAAGGAAUAUCUCGACCGCUCAGACGCCGUCUACGACUUUGUGCUCAUGACAGACCUCCACGACGUCAGGUUUCGGCGUGACCCGUUCUCUGCAAUGCGCGCGCGCCCGGAUAUCGAGAUCUUCAUCGGCGCAGACCGUUACGCCUACAAGAACAACCCGUUCACGUGGGAGGUGCUGGAGUGGUGCGCGGAGGCGUAUGGGCAGCUGCCCUAUGAACCAUGGUUCGGGGACGCCAUGACCCUCAACUGCGGUGUCGUUGGCGGCAAAUACGACGCUGUCCUCCGCCUGCUCACACACGUUGUCAAGCUGUACUCCGAGCGAGAGUUUGAAAAGCACAGCUGCCGCGAGCCGUGGCAACGCUACUGCGACAUGGCCAUGUUUGCCAUCGCCCUCAUGACCGGAUACGAGACACUGUAUGCCGAUCCAGCGACCACACCGCCAACGCACCUCUAUCGCUAUGACAGCGGGCCACCCUUCACCAGCUUCUUUGCAGAUGAGACACCCUCCCAGCCCUAUUAUGUCAUCCACAAGUAACGGAUUUGUCCGCGCGUACAUGUGUGUGCAUGUGCACGAGUGCAUAAUUGAUUGACUGAGCUCUCGUCAUGCUGUGGUAUCAGUUACUGCUGUACAUAUGCAUCCACUUGACUGAGUUUGUAGACACAGUUAGCAUGGUGAAGCAAUUGUUUAGAAGAGCAACUACCAGAGGUUUCAUUACACGAAAGUGCUCGAUAUACAGACGUGCUCACUUA